AGCAGCGGACGGUCCACACGCGCUUCCCGUGUUUCGCAUCAUCAAACCGCAAUCCAGCGGCUGUGAUUCCCACAUCACGCCAUCAGCCCCCGCUCGCCCUCCCGGACCCCCGCCUGGCGUUAGGAUUAGGGUUUCCUCGCCGUCCGCCGCCCUCGCCCUCCGGCCGCCGUGACCCCUUCCCCCUCUCCCACCGAUUGCGAGGAUGUCGGUCGCCAGCCCGCCGGAUACCCAGAUGUACGGCCACGAUGGAGCGUCCGGCGACGGCAGCGCCGGCGCCGGCGGCAUCGAAGGCGGGUCCGGGAUCGAGAUGAUGGAAGUGGCCGCCACCACCGCGGCGCCAGCGCUGGAUCAGGACCAUCUCGCGGACGCCGUCGACGCUGCCAUGCCGCUCAUGAGCGCCACAUCUAACCAGCUCACGCUCUUGUUCCAGGGCGAGGUAUACGUCUUCGACUCCGUGACACCCGAAAAGGUGCAAGCUGUGUUAUUACUGUUAGGAGGGUGUGAAGUACCAACUGGUAUAGCUGGCAUGGCAUUACCCUGUCACCAGGAUGACAGGGGUUAUGAUGAUAUACUACGAAGAACAAAUAUUCCUGCAAAAAGGAUUGCUUCGCUGAUUAGGUUCCGGGAAAAGCGCAAAGAAAGAAAUUUUGAUAAGAAAAUCCGGUAUAAUGUCCGCAAGGAGGUUGCUCUCAGAAUGCAGCGUCGGAAAGGGCAAUUUGCUGGGAAGGCAAAUCCCCAGGAGGGGGCAUCUGCUUCGUCAAGUGUUGAUCGUGGUCGGAACUCAACCCAAGAUGAGCCUCCUCGAGAAUCAAAGUGUCAGAAUUGUGGCAUUAGUGAAAAGAUGACACCGGCAAUGCGUCGUGGACCGGCUGGUCCUAGAUCACUUUGCAAUGCUUGUGGACUAAUGUGGGCAAACAAGGGUACUUUGAGGAGCCCUGCUAAGGUGAAAAUGAGUAUUCAGAGCCCUGCCAAUCCAAAUGAACAUGGUGAAGCCAUGGAUUCAGAAUUCGGGAGUGACAACAAAGCACUUGUUCCUACAUCAAACAAUCAUGACUCAGUUGUAACCACUGCUGAUAUAGUGACGGAGGGUAUACCGGCAGGUCUGAGGCAAGAGAUGGAGGAAGACCUUAAGGCCGAACAGUAAGAAGUAUAAAAAUGUAUUAUUCAAAUAAUAGAAACUUUGGGCUUUUCGCGGUUAAAUUUUUGUAGGAACUGCUUGACCAAAUGAAUGACGAUAUAGGAAAGUGCAGCACCUCGUGUGACAGCAUGCAGAUAUCGCUGCAUGUUUUAUGUACAUUGUGUCACCUGUCUUUUCUGUACUGAUUGUUGCAUGACGGGCAUUAUCUGCACCUUUUGUAUUUUUUUCCCAUCUUUCAGAACUGUGAGAACCUAAUGUUUAUGGAACUGACCUUAAGCCAUAAGUAACCUUGAAGCUCAGAAUCUCAGUGGGUGUCCGAUAUUAAAUUGAUGAAAUUCUUCUUCUUCUUC
Messenger RNA from Elaeis guineensis (African oil palm), 1488 nucleotides. RefSeq names its product GATA transcription factor 18. Lineage: Eukaryota; Viridiplantae; Streptophyta; Magnoliopsida; Arecales; Arecaceae. Gene Ontology annotation, biological process: regulation of DNA-templated transcription. The record is from RefSeq and is a predicted model, not a curated record. Gene Ontology annotation, molecular function: protein binding; sequence-specific DNA binding; zinc ion binding.